Papilio polytes (common Mormon) is the source of this 1889-nucleotide messenger RNA. RefSeq names its product acrosin-like. The coding region runs from base 117 to 1364 and encodes 415 amino acids. The transcript is spliced from 10 exons. Gene Ontology annotation, biological process: proteolysis. The record is from RefSeq and is a predicted model, not a curated record. Gene Ontology annotation, molecular function: serine-type endopeptidase activity. NCBI's taxonomy places the organism in Eukaryota, Metazoa, Arthropoda, Insecta, Lepidoptera, Papilionidae.
GCUCGUUCUAUUAAUUAGCCAGUUACCAUCUGCACUCCCGUCGCGACAGACGCUUUGUUUUUAUAAAGUUUUAAAUUCAUAUUUUAUUGUAUAAAGGGCGAAUAAGAAACUAAAUUAUGAGACGGUGUUGCUGGUUGCUGGAAGCGCUGCUUCUGAUGAGCGUGGUACUGGCGCAGGAUUCAACUGGGUUGACUGACAAAGAUAAGGAGUGGUUGAACCAAAUCUACGGCCCGUUGCUGUCUUCUACGUCCCCUAGCGCCACCACCACUACUACUAUCGCUCCAGAGAACAAGUUUAACGACCCAAAUCUAGAACCGGACUUUAAUGAGUCUGCUGUAUGUACUACGGAUAAGGGGGAAUCCGGUAUCUGCGUUUUAUUGCAGCAGUGCGUUGACGGAGUCAUAGAUAAUACCACACUUAUCGAUUUGAGGAUUGGAUCUUGCCCGAGCUAUUUACAAACAUGCUGCCUGAGAUCAGCGUCUGUGAAGGUCCCUCCGAUACCUCCACUGAACAACGGCUGCGGCUGGAGCAACCCUGGAGCUGGCGUCUUCCGAGACAAGGACGCGGACAAUAUCAACAGAAGGACAUACGCUGAUUACGGAGAGUACCCCUGGAUGGUCGCGUUGUUGAAAGCGUCGGACAGCGCAGAAUGGAAGCAAUCUGAAUACUACGGAGGAGGAGCCAUCAUCCAUCCGUCCGUAGUGAUAACUGCUGCCCACAAAGUGGAUAAGCAUCUUCCCAGCGAGAUUAAAUGUCGCGCGGGCGAGUGGGACACGCGGGCAGUCAUCGAGUUAUAUCCGACACAGGAUAGGGACGUUAAGAAGAUAAUUUACCACGAAGAAUACUACAAAACUCCGGCGGUGAACGACCUUGCUUUAUUAGUAUUAAAGAGUCCGUUUAUACUGGAAGAGGCACCCCACAUUGGGGUAGCGUGCCUCGCGCCGCGCGUGCCGCCGCCCGCCGGCCCCUGCUACAGCAUGGGCUGGGGCAGAGACUUCCUCGAUAACAACAAGAACGCUGUUAUACUCAAAAAGGUGGAGCUAGGUUAUGUGGAACCAGCGUCGUGCCAGGCGUCACUGCGCCGCACGCGACUCGGCCCUCGGUACUCAUUGCACGCCUCUCACCUGUGCGCCGGCGGGCGCCCCGGCGUCGACACCUGCAAGGGAGACGGCGGCUCCUCCCUUGUCUGUCCGAUACCUUCGAACAAUGCUGAAUCGCGGUUCGCGGUAUACGGUCUGGUCGCAUUUGGAGUCGACUGCGGGACAGCUGUCCCCGGCGUCUACGUCAACAUCCCCCGACUCCACUUCUGGGUCGACACAAAGAUGACGGAAGAAGGCUUUGGCACAUCUUCAUACAAAUAUUAAUAAACACUAUGUUUUUUACUCCAAAUUCCAAUUUAUAGAUAAUUUUCAAAGAUUGUACAAUCGCGUAAUUGUGCGGUGUUCAUUAAAACGAGACUAACUACGAUUCUACAUUAAUAUAAAGAGGAAAUAUUUGUAUUUUUGUUAUUGAAAUAACUCAAAAACUACUGGGACUAUUUCAAUAAUUCUUUCACCAAUUAAUAGCUAGUUUAUCACUGAGUAACAUAGACUGUGUUUUUUUACAAUUUUUAUUUCCUUGCGGAUGAAGAUGUAAUACGAUAAUUAGGAAGCAGUGAGUUGCGCAAACGACGGCCUUAAUAAUAAAAAGUAAUUAGCCGAGUAUCAAACUGGUUUCGUACAGACAUUUAAAAACAGCGACCUGUUGGUCAAAACUUAAUCGACUAUGGCCUUUACCAUAAGCUGGAACACCGCUACAUUCCCCAACUGUACUUCUUAGUUUAUGUAAACUUACCUAAGAUUUUGAAAUUAAAAAUUAAAUACUCAAAGUAAAUGUAAUUUGUUAAAAUA